AUGACUCCCGCCCAAAAUUUCGCGCGCCCCUCCGUUCUUCAUUCCACCAUCCACUCCGAGUUCCUUCCCUGCAACGCAGACAACAUGGCGGAUCAGAACACUGUCAAGGAGGCCGAGGUCUCCAUGGCCAACCUCCAACUCGAUUCGGUUACCGGCGAGAUGGUCUCCAAGUCGGAGCUGAAGAAGCGUCUGAAGCUGCGCGAGAGGGAGGCCAAGAAGAAGGAGAAGGAAGCUGCCGCUCCCCCCAAGGCCCAGAAGAAGGUUUCUGCUGAAGAGGAGGAGGCCAACCUGAGUCCUAACCAAUACUUUGAGAUUCGAAGCAAGAAGGUGGCAAAGUGGAAGCAAACCAUGAACCCCAACCCUUAUCCCCACAAGUUCCAGGUCACCAACGAUCUGCGCGAGUUCCUCAAGGAAUACGAGGGCCUCAAGAAAGGCGAGCAGAAGCCCGAUAUUCCUGUCCGCAUUGCUGGUCGUGUCUACACCAAGCGAGCCUCCGGUCCUAAGCUGAUCUUCUACGACAUUCGUGCCGAGGGCAAGAAAGUUCAGGUAAUGUGCCAGGCUCAAAACGCCAGUGGCGAUGUACCAUUUGAGGAGCAGCACGAACAUCUCCGCCGAGGAGACAUCGUCGGAAUUGUUGGUUUCCCAGGUCGCACUUCUCCCAAGAACCGUGAUGAUGGUGAGCUGUCCAUCUUCGCCACCGAGGUCGUCCUCUUGGCCCCUUGUCUACACGCCAUCCCCUCCGAGCAUUACGGGUUCCAGGACAAGGAGCUGCGCUUCCGUCAGCGCUAUUUGGAUCUUAUCAUGAACGACCGCAGCCGCGAGAUCUUCCGCACCCGCGCCAAGAUUGUCAGCUACGUCCGUAACUUCUUGGACACCCGUGACUUCACCGAAGUCGAGACUCCCAUGAUGAACCAAAUUGCUGGCGGAGCCACCGCGAGGCCCUUUGAGACAUACCACAAUGAUCUCCGUGAAAAGAUGUACAUGCGUAUUGCUCCUGAGCUGUACCUGAAGAUGCUUAUUGUGGGCGGCCUCGAGCGUGUCUAUGAAAUGGGCCGUCAGUUCCGUAAUGAGGGCAUUGACCUUACCCACAACCCGGAAUUCACCACCUGCGAGUUCUACUGGGCUUAUGCCGAUUACAAGGAUGUGAUGGAUAUGACUGAGGAGCUUGUCUCAGGCCUGGUCAAGAACAUUACAGGUGGCUAUGAGACCAAGUUCCACACUCAGACUGGUGAAGAGUACAACAUCAACUGGAAGGCCCCCUGGCGUCGGAUUGAAAUGAUCCCUGGCCUGGAAGAGGCUACCGGCGAGACUUUCCCUCCUUCCGACCAGCUCCACACUGCCAAGACUGGCGAGUUCCUCAAGAAGGUCCUGAAGAAGAUGAAUGUGGAGUGCUCGCCACCCUUGACCAACGCCCGCAUGUUGGACAAGUUGGUUGGUGAGUUCCUUGAGAGCACUUGCAUCAACCCGACUUUCAUCAUGGGCCACCCCGAAAUGAUGUCCCCCUUGGCCAAAUAUCACCGCAGCAAGCCUGGUCUCUGUGAACGCUUUGAAGCUUUCGUUGCCACAAAGGAAAUUUGCAAUGCGUAUACCGAGCUCAACGAUCCAUUUUCGCAGCGUGAGCGCUUUGAAGAACAGGCUCGUCAAAAGGAGCAGGGUGAUGAUGAGGCCCAGCUCGUCGAUGAGAACUUCUGCACAUCUCUCGAGUACGGGUUGCCCCCGACUGGUGGCUGGGGUAUGGGAAUUGACCGCCUGGUGAUGUUCCUCACCAACAAUUACAGCAUCAAGGAGGUGCUUGCAUUCCCCAUGAUGAAGGAGGACAAGACUGCGGAGCACGGAAAGUCUGUCCUGGAUGCUGCAGCUAGUGCGCCCCAGCCUGAGGAGGGCAACCCCAACUAA
Molecule: messenger RNA, 1896 nt
Organism: Penicillium daleae
Lineage: Eukaryota; Fungi; Ascomycota; Eurotiomycetes; Eurotiales; Aspergillaceae
Product: lysine--tRNA ligase KRS1
Exons: 6
Coding region: 1-1896 (631 amino acids)
Biological process (GO): lysyl-tRNA aminoacylation
Cellular component (GO): cytosol; cytoplasm
Molecular function (GO): tRNA binding; lysine-tRNA ligase activity; ATP binding
Source: RefSeq, a predicted model, not a curated record